AUCACAAAAGUGAUAACUGGAUCUGAUUUAUUUGGCAAAAUAUUUGAGAGCAUACUAGAAUUACAUACAGGAAGUAUAUCACUAGAAAUAUUAAGUGUUUGUAAAGUUAAAGAAGUCCAAUCUUCUGAAGAUGAAUCGUCAGCCAGUCCAGUAUCUGAUAAUGAAUGUAAUACUAUGCAUUCUUUUAGUGCAACUAAAGAUGUUUAUAGUAACUGCAUAAUAUCAACAGCAAACCAAGAAUGUAUUGAUAAUAAGAAUUCAGAUAGUUCAGAUAAUUUCGAGAAUUCAAGAAGCGUUGAAAGUUUUUUGUACAAUAAUGCGGAGACUACAGAAUACAAAUAUGUGGGUCUGGUAAAUCAAGCAAUGACAUGUUACCUCAAUAGUCUUCUUCAAGCAUUGUAUAUGACCCCUGAAUUUAGAAAUGCUGUAUAUAGUUGGGAAUACAAGAAUUUAGAUAAAAAUACAGAAGACAAAUGUAUACCUUUUCAAUUGCAAAAACUAUUUCUUAAUUUACAGACAUCAUCUAAACCAGCAGUAGAAACUACAUCUUUAACUACAAGUUUUGGAUGGAAUUAUCAUGACGCAUGGGACCAACAUGAUAUUCAAGAAUUGUGUCGAGUAAUGUUUGAUGCACUCGAACAAACAUUUAAAAAUACAAAACAAGCUGACCUCAUCAGUGGACUUUACGAAGGAAAGAUAAAUGAUUACGUAAAGUGCCUAACAUGUCAUACGGAAAAAUCUAGAGAAGAUACUUUUCUUGAUAUUCCAUUACCUGUGAAACCUUUUGAUGCUAAUGUAGCAUAUAAAUGUGUGCAAGAUGCAUUAGAAGCAUUUGUGAAGUAUGAAACUUUGGAAGGAAACAAUCAAUAUUUUUGUGAAGAAUGCAAUCAAAUGUCCGAUGCUCACAAAGGAUUGAAAUUUACUAAAUUUCCAUAUAUUCUUACUUUACAAUUGAAACGAUUUGAUUUUGACCAAAAAUCGUUCCAUAGAAUCAAAUUAAAUGAUAAGGUAGCAUUUCCUGAUUUUUUAAAUUUGAAUUCUUUUAUUGAUUCAAAGUCUAAUCAGGAGUCUUCAAGUCACGAAGAUGAUGCUGGUAUCAAAGGUGAUGAUAGUUCUACUACUCAUAGUACAGUGGAUGAAGAAUGUGUAUUAAAUGAUGUGAAAAUGUCAAACAGUAAUUAUUUAAAUAAUCCUAAUCAAGAUGAUGACGAAGGUAUUGAUAUGAGACCUGGUAUGGUGUCAUGCAACGCAUAUAAUUAUUGUAUCCAAAAAUUACGGAAGGAAUAUGCAUCAACAAAAGGACCAUAUAUCUAUGAACUGUUUUCGAUUAUGAUUCACAGUGGUAGUGCUAGUGGAGGACAUUAUUACGCUUAUAUAAAAGACUUCAGAAAUAAGAAAUGGCAGUGUUUUAAUGAUCAAAAUGUUACACCUAUCGAUUCUUCUGAUAUUCCAAAAAUCUAUGGAGGUAGUACAAGGCCACCAUUUUAUACUGGAGCAUAUCGCAGUAGUACAAAUGCGUACAUGCUUAUGUACAGACAAAUUGAUUUGGCUCGCAACGUCUUACCUUUAAAAACGGAAGAUUUUCCACCUCAUAUUAAGGAUCUUCUUGAGAAGGUAAAAGGGAGCGAAAGAGUACGAAAUUAUCACGAGGAACAAUUUAAUACAGAAGUCAUCAAUGUUAAUUAUCGUUAUCCAGCAAAUGGUACUCUUCAAUCGGUCACUGUACCAGUUAAUAUAAACUAUACAUUGGCCCAAUUAACAGAAGCUGUUUAUAAGAAAAUCAAAUUUGAAAUUAAAGUUGAGCUUAAUCAAUGUCGUAUAGUGAGCUAUUUUACUAAAUUUUGUCUUAUCGAUCGAACUUACGAUGAUAAUACAACACUAGAUACCAUUUUUAAGGAUCGAUCAAAGAUUAAUAACUUACUAUUAGAUAUACGCUAUUCAAACAAUUUUGAGCUCUGUCCGUCCGAACCUAUUAUUACUCAGGUAUUUCUAGUCGACCCUGUAAAACAGGAUUUGAUUGAUUUUCCUAAGUAUGUGAGAGCGCAUGUGAAUCAAACCAUCAAAGAAUAUAAGCAGGAACUUAAAAAGUAUUUUGAUAUAGAUCCAAAUAUCAUACAACUAUUAUGCCCAGACAUACAACCAAAAAAAUUGGAGGACGACUUUGUAUUCGAAAUGCAGUACUCAAAUUGUAAUUUUAACAUCUGUGCUACAGAGAUAUCCGAAGCGGAGCCAGUGUUUUUUAAAAUGAGCGAAAAAGAGUACUUGAACAAUAUUUUUACAUUUGAUUUAGAUUUGGUUGAUAUUGAUAGAGAUGAACGUGAAUUUUUGAAUAUUCCACCUCUAAUUGAAAAUAACGAAGAAAAACAUGAAGAACAUAAUUCCAGUACUUAUCACUGUCCCAUAGAUGAGAUAUCAAAGCUUAAUAUGUCUUCGUUCAAAAAAUAUAAAUGUAAUAGUACUACGAAAGGGAUUGAUUUACAGGAAACAAGUAACAGUGAAGACAGCAGUUUAAGUGAUAGUGAUAGAACGUUAGUGGGUGACGUACCUGAGGAUUCGGAUUUCGAUUGUGAAAUAGCAGGUACCGGUAUCAAAAAUGAAGAUAUUGAAAUUAAGAAGUGUAUUAAAAUUACAGAUAUACCAAAUUCAAGAUGUGUAAAAGUAUCAAUCAGUGCUGGAAUUACAGAAGAUGAUUUGAGGGAAAGGUUACAAACUAAGUUACAUAUCCCUAAAGAUUGUUUCAGAAUAUUUGAAUUAGGAAAAGAGGAAAGUAAACUAUUUAAAUAUAACACUACAUUUACAAGAGGUAAUCAAUAUCGUAUUCAUUUAGGAAGAGUACCUAAUUGUGAUGAAAGAAAAGUAGAUAUUUAUAUUUUGAAAAUGGCAUCUUCUGAACCGCUACAAAAAUUGUUCACUAUAAAUCUUAAAAAGAACAUACAAAUUGAUAGUGCAAAAGAACAAAUACUAGCUGAGUUGAAAAGAAUAAAUGGUAUAGAAUUGCGUUAUGAACAAUGUAAUUUCAUGGGAAUAUGCGAUGGUAAAUUAUUAAGUAGGUUCUAUGAUGAACAAAGUUUCCACCUUACGUGUGAUGAAAUAUGUAUUCAAGAAAAAGAAAUAAAUGUUGAUAAAUCAUCACUGCAAGUCUUCUUAAGAAGGUGGAAUCGUUCAGAAAUGCAAUUAGAUGUUGUUCAGAGAAUAAUUAUCAAUACUGAUAACUUCAAUGAUCAGUUAAAAAAUAAUAUAAAUUCAAGGUUCAACAUCUCAAUUGAAAAUUUGGAAUUUUCUAUAUUAACUGUUAAAAAAAAUAUGGCAUCAGAAAAUCCAGAUUUAUACGACUGGACUUCAGAUAUAAAUUUUAAAGAUGUAGAUGUAUCAAAUUCUUACAUCUUAUGCAGGGAUUCCAAACAAACACCAAAAAGAUUAACUGAAAGAGAAACAAAUAAAAUACAUGUAGACAAGAAAAAUUUGUUGGAACGGGGACGCAUGGGAAUAUUUACUCCAAUGACUUCCAGUCCAAGAAAAGAGAAGGCACUUAAAAUACAUGUACAUUCUACAUGAUUUGAACAGAACUGAAUUUAUACUGAGGUGUACUUUCAGUAUUAAAUUAGUUAACUAUCAUUUCUUAAAGAAAAGGAAAACGAAAAUAU
This is a messenger RNA of Ceratosolen solmsi marchali, 3644 nucleotides long. It is a transcript of the gene Usp47, whose product is annotated as ubiquitin specific protease 47. Gene Ontology annotation, molecular function: cysteine-type deubiquitinase activity. The transcript has 15 exons. Lineage: Eukaryota; Metazoa; Arthropoda; Insecta; Hymenoptera; Agaonidae. Gene Ontology annotation, cellular component: nucleus; cytosol. Gene Ontology annotation, biological process: protein deubiquitination. The coding region runs from base 175 to 3555 and encodes 1126 amino acids. The record is from RefSeq and is a predicted model, not a curated record.